Molecule: messenger RNA, 2673 nt
Organism: Xiphophorus couchianus (Monterrey platyfish)
Lineage: Eukaryota; Metazoa; Chordata; Actinopteri; Cyprinodontiformes; Poeciliidae
Exons: 14
Coding region: 1-1986 (661 amino acids)
Source: RefSeq, a predicted model, not a curated record
AUGACAAAGCUACUCAUUCCCGCUCUGAACUCCACAGCCGUCACGAUCUCCAUCUCAGUCUGGAGCUGCGAGGAUGCAGGUGGGAUCGCUCAGCCAAAGCAGCACCGCUGUGACGAACCUGAGAUAAUGAGAGUGAGCCGGUGGGUGGCGGAGCGGCUGAGGGCGGCCCGGAACCCACAAAAUCUGCCUCCACCUGAGCAAGAUCCGAGUACAGCUCCUAUUCUCCGUGAUUAUGGUGAUGGAGGAGGUGAGCUUACUAAUGACAGAAGAAGAAGGAUGGCAGUUGCCCCUCUGGUUGACAUUUUGCCCCAGAUACCAGAAAUGAAUCCGGUCCAGAGGAAGCAGCACUACAGGACAAACGAUGGCUCCUCAUUUAUUUACUACCCGUCCGGCUGCGUGGCGGUGUGCCAGAGUCGCUCCGGUCUGCCUCACGGAGGUUUCUACACCAACGUGUUCAGCGACGGCCAGCGUCCCGCCGUUCUUCUGACCAUCACGGCGUUUGGACACGGGGCAGUCACAGACGCCGUCAGCUCCACCAUCUCGGCCGUGUGGGAUCAGGACGGAGGAUUCAGGUUCGACAAUUACGGAAACACGACGGAGGAGUGGAGCUGGCCGACAUAUCGCCCACUGAGGAGAAAUAUUAUGAUGCAGGUCUCAGAGGAGAUCUCAGUGAAGCUGUUCAGUGGGAAGUCUGGUGUGCUCAGCUUCAGAUGUGAAGAGGAGCGUGUUCACCUUCCUCUUCGUUUUGUCACUAGGAAGAAAAUGCCCUGUUUACAGGCGGAAAACAAAUUCAGCUCAGGUGCUGCUCAGGAGCUUCGUCUGCUAAAGGAGCAAAAAAGUCCUGCUGGCGUCUCAGAGAACAAAAUGAGCCUGAGGGAAACACCUGCGGUCAGUGAGGAGGAGAAGCAGGUGAAGCCGUCUGCUCUGUGGAGAAGACGGAGAAACGCCGUGCGGGAGCUGCAGGGGCUACAGCAGAGAGUACGGGAUGCUGCGGAGGGCUGGUUGGAUUAUUAUCGCGUUGCUGUCGGUAUCAAGUGUCCUGACGCGGAGCGACUGCCAGGGGCCCCGCCGCGGGCCCGGCCGAGACGAGCGCCGCAGUCGGCUGCUCUACCCUCCCCAAACUCACCCAAAAGCGCAGCGGCUGCGCCGCGGCGUUCUGGGAGAAGCAGGAGGGAUGAGCUCAGAGAGAGUCACGGACGCCACUCAGCAUCAGCAGAGAAACGUCAGGACCGCCUCGUCCAGAUGCAGAGGAGACCAAAGGAAAGCAGAAAGGAGCCUCCUGUCACACAAAUCGGACCCCUUCGAAUCCAUGGCAACAUCGAACCAGGGUCAGUGACUCUCUCCCGCAGCAUUGAGCCUGAAACUCCUCCUGCUAGCUGUGGUGCAGACGGGGGGCCCGCUGCUCCCUCCGUCCCUCUCGCAACGUGCCCCGCUCUGCUGAGAGCUGCCCUGCGGGGGGAGGAGCGGCAGAGGAGGUGCUGCUGCAGUGCAACACUGAUGCCAGUGGUCACCGACCUGGAGUAUGAUGCUUUCAUUAUGGGCCAACCUCUCGACAGCAAACAGAUGCUGGUGGUGUGUGUCACCACACCUCAGCAGCCGCUUAACACACACACAGCAGGCCGGUGGGCUGAUGUGGAGGAUCUCUACAGGAGGAGGAACGAGCAGAGGACCAUGCCAUGCACCCAGUGCCAGAUGGACUCUUUUCGCCUGGUCAGGUACGAGAUGUCAGACGGGACGGCGGGCUGUGGGCCGGAGAACGUUCUGCUGCUGCAGCAGCGACACGGUGCCGCUCCUGGGAUGUUCCUGAUGUACCUCAAGGGGAAGCUGCUGUUUCUGGGCUACAUACUCAGAGGUGAUAGUUGCUCUGCUGUGGAUCUUCAAAGGCAAAUCUGCAGGAGCAGGAGGGACUCCAGACUGGGUUUGAGUCUCCCUGCGGACCACAAGUUCAGUGAUGUGGUAAAAACUCCUGCAGCCACAGAAGCAUAGAUUGCGUCAGAACAGCAGGAUGUGACUCCAAGACGGCUGUUUCUGAGGAAGAAGGAAGAAGUAACUUUGCAACAUACAUGAUUUCAUCUACUGCUCAUUUCUGUUAUUGAAUGUCACUAAUUGGACAUGUUACGCAAAUAUCUUUUCCCUCUAAAACACUCUAUUUUGGUUUUUGCUAAUGCUGAUUUAAAAGUGCUUCCAAGAUAUUUCUGUACUUCAGAGUAAAACAUGAUUACAUUAGUUCUGCUAGGUUUUGACUGCUUAAUUUUACUCAAGAAACUACUAAAUAUUAGUAUUAUUCAAAUAAAGGCAAAAACUCUGGUUUAGUAAAUCCAUCCGUCCAUCCAUUUUUGUCCGCUUAUCCUGUGGUGGUGUAGUAAAACUAAACCUAAAAGUAUUUUUAUUCCUAACAGGCACACAAGCAAAUGUAACUAGUUUCUUCCUCAUUAUUGACUAUUUAACAGAUUUAAAGCUUCAAAAAUUGUUCAAUAUGCUUAUACUGUUAUUUUUUUCAGUUCAUUCACUGUUUUUUUCCUACACAAUAUGUGGAUAUAUAAUAAAGGUGUGAUAUUACUGUGUUCUCUCUCUUUUUUCUUUUUUUAAGCAAGAAAAAUGUAAAUUAAUGAGCCAUCCCAAUAAUAACACCCUGUUGUUCCCCUCUGUGUUCGACAUGUAUGCUCCACAGAA